GGGCUUUUGUAUCGCCUCUCUGUCUCCAGCACUUCCUGUGUUCCGCCAACACGUUCACCUGUCUACCGUCACCUGCCUCCGCGGUUACCUAGGCGUACACCGCGUAUGCCCCACCGUCGAGCGUGAUAUCCCGAGGGACCUUAGUUUUGCCUAGAACGCGGUGGGGCCGCGGUGCCGUGGUCUCGUCGUACGCACACUUCGCACAUAUGUACAUACGCGGUAAUGCGACCGCACGCGAUUGUGCAGUCGACUUUACGCUGUCGCGCGACUGCGAACGCACGCGAACGAGUCUCCCUCGUCGUUCCGAUAAGCAGGGACAUUCGCCGGACCGGACGAGGGCCGGACGAUAGAUAGAUCCAGGUUCGACGAACUCCAGGCGACGCGCGACACAUCGCUUCCCCGAACAGUCUCGCGGCUAUUUCAUGGUGCGCGGUCUGUCGCAGUGGACCAAGACCCUGAGCUUUCCGGCGAGGGUGUCACCUCAGAGACCUGCCAAGGAGUCCAAGGUUUUUCACGUAAGCCCCAGUGCUAGCCCCACGUCACCGCCCAGCCCGAUCAACGACACCAUGGACAAAGCACCUAUAAUUACCGAUGAGAACUUCCAAGACACGGAGGCAGAAAAGGCAAUAAUGGGUUCCAUCGUGUACUGCAUACAUCACAAGGACGGUUGCAAAUGGUCGGACGAACUGAGGAAGUUGAAGGCGCACCUAAAUACGUGUAAACACGAUGCGGUUCCUUGCGGCAAUAAAUGCGGGGCGAUGAUACCUCGCGUACUCAUGGAGGAUCAUCUGAAGUAUACUUGCGCUCAGCGUAGAGCUCGUUGCGAUUUUUGUGCCAAAGAAUUUACCGGACACACUUUAGAGAAACACACGGGAACAUGCGGUUACGAGCCUCUUUAUUGUGAAAACAAGUGUGGUAUGAAGGUGCAAAGGCGACACCUCGGCCAACACAAGCUAGGAGAGUGUGCCAAGAGACUAGUCGCCUGUCGUUACUGUAACAAAGAAUUCGUUUUCGAUACGCUCGGCGCUCAUCACGCGAAAUGCGGUCGAUUCCCGGUAGCAUGUCCUCAUCGUUGCGAAACCGCAGUGCUACCCCGAGAGGAUCUCGAGGUUCACCUGAAGGAUCAUUGCACCACGCAUCUACUUUCCUGUACGUUCAAGGACGCUGGUUGCCGCUUCAAGGGAAAUAGAUUCUCGUUAGACAAACAUCUGGAGGAAUCCGCAAAGAUGCAUCUAAGUCUCAUGUGCAGUUUGGUGACGAAGCAACAACAUCAAAUUACCAGCUUGAAAUCAGCGAUUAGCAAGCUAUCGUUAAAUUACACGGGCACGCUUAUAUGGAAAAUUACGGAUUAUGCCGUCAAGAUGUCAGAAGCAAAAGCAAAGGAAGGGAUGGAGCUUGUUAGUCCACCUUUUUAUACUAGUCAAUAUGGAUACAAGUUACAAGCUUCCAUCUUCUUAAACGGAAACGGGACCGGAGAGGGCAGUCAUAUCUCGAUAUACAUAAAAAUCCUACCUGGCGAGUAUGAUGCGCUUCUGCGAUGGCCGUUCUCGCACAGCGUGUCGUUCACGAUGUUCGAUCAGACAGUCAUCGCGGAAAAGGCUUGCAACAUCGUGGAAAGCUUCAUACCAGACCCGACCUGGAAGAACUUUCAGCGGCCGAGUCGUGAACCAGACUCUCUUGGUUUCGGUUUCCCAAGAUUCGUUUCCCAUGAGAUGGUGAAGAAACGACACUUCGUCAAAGACGAUACCAUGUUUAUUCGAGUUAAAGUGGAUCCUAGUAAAAUCGUAGCGGUCUAAGGGAAUGCAUUAACGAUUCUGAAGAAACGUUUCUGCAAACGGACAUUAUGUGAUAUUUCUGAGUACUCGCUUGACGGGACUAUGGUACUUACGUCGUUUUAAAUAAUGCACGGUAGUUUAUUUUAAAUCGAUUGAAAACGCAAACUAUAUUGCCACCUGUCUGCGUCAUAACAGUUUUCAUUUAUUCACUCGUGUUAUACUUGCCGAUAAUUGUAAUAAUAAUUAAUUUAUUAACACUGCCAAAUGCGUAAUGCGC
Messenger RNA from Mycetomoellerius zeteki, 2052 nucleotides. RefSeq names its product TNF receptor associated factor 4 (gene Traf4). The coding region runs from base 423 to 1796 and encodes 457 amino acids. Gene Ontology annotation, biological process: signal transduction; regulation of apoptotic process; regulation of canonical NF-kappaB signal transduction. Gene Ontology annotation, molecular function: tumor necrosis factor receptor binding; ubiquitin protein ligase binding; zinc ion binding. The record is from RefSeq and is a predicted model, not a curated record. Lineage: Eukaryota; Metazoa; Arthropoda; Insecta; Hymenoptera; Formicidae. The transcript has 7 exons. Gene Ontology annotation, cellular component: plasma membrane signaling receptor complex.